This is a messenger RNA of Xenia sp. Carnegie-2017, 609 nucleotides long. RefSeq names its product putative nuclease HARBI1. The transcript has a single exon. Bases 1 to 609 code for a protein of 202 amino acids. The record is from RefSeq and is a predicted model, not a curated record. NCBI's taxonomy places the organism in Eukaryota, Metazoa, Cnidaria, Anthozoa, Malacalcyonacea, Xeniidae.
AUGAAAUAUAGUCUCAAUAUCCAAGCCCUUUGUGACUACAGAGGUUUAUUUCUUGAUGUGGAUAUUAACUGGCCAGGAAGUGUUCAUGAUGCUCGAGUGCUUGCAAACUCUAACUUAAACAAGAUGUUUGUUGAGAAGACCCUACCUAUGGUGUACCGUGCAGUUCUUCCUGGCACAGAUCGAAUCCCUCCACUUGUCCUUGGGGACCCUGCAUACCCCCUUUUGCCCAAUGUAAUGAAGGAAUAUGCUGAAGAUGUCUUCAAUGAAAAAGCUAUAUUCAACCAAAUAUUGAGAGGUGGACGCAAUCAAAUUGAGUGUGCAUUUGGUCGGCUAAAAGCAAGAUGGCAAAUUCUAAAUCGACCAAUAAAUGUAAAGUUAAGUGAUGUACCAUCUUUAAUUCAUGCUUGUUUUGUAUUGCACAAUUUUUGUGAAGUAAAAGGAGCUAAGAUAAUUGGUGAAGGAGUUGAACAUCAAAUACAGUUGAAUGUUGUUGACCAAUGUUGUUUGCACCAUGCCACUCCUGAUAGGUCACUAACAUACAAUACAGCAAUAGGUUCUGCAAUACGCACAACCAUAACAAACUAUUUUAAAGAACAUAUGUGUAAUUAG